Messenger RNA from Pocillopora meandrina, 5365 nucleotides. The record is from the annotation of a GenBank genome assembly. NCBI's taxonomy places the organism in Eukaryota, Metazoa, Cnidaria, Anthozoa, Scleractinia, Pocilloporidae.
AUGGAGAAGAAAAAGGUUUCCAGAUCAGCGGAUGACGAUUCGUCGAAGCAAUGUCAGAAAUUCGAGGGAGAAUCAAUAAAUUUGGCCAAAAAGAUCUUAAAUACCGUUGACAAGGACCUCGUCGUACCAAAAUUGUCCUUCUUCUUCUUUUUUAUGGCAACCGGCGCUUUCCUUCCUUAUCUUGGUGUGUUCUACAAGCAGCUGUGGCUUACAGCUCGACAGUCUGGAAUUCUGCUUGGAGUUCGCCCUUUUGUGAAAAUGUUAUGCUCCCCUCUCUGGGGAAUGGUCACGGAUGUAUGCAACAAACCGAAGCUUAUUCUACUUGUGUCUAUUCUGGGAACAACUGUGGCCCAUUUCUCGCAAAGCAUAGUCUCGCCGUUUCAUUUACCUUGCUACCCUGAUGUGAACAGAACAAACUUUAGCCAAAUCCGGUCAAACUUGUUCGCCCAAUACUCAACUGAUCGUUCUUCGCGACAAAGUGGCUUCCCAGCCACUUCUACACGUUUGCAAGAAAAUUCUCUCGUAAAAGGUGCCGACCAAACAAAUUAUUCAUCAGCUGAAAAUGCCGGCACUACAGUUCGAGGGUCGAUGGCGCCAGAAAAAUUCCUAAGAAAUAAUGAUUUUAACAAACAGAAGGAGCUCGGGAAGGAAGUGCAUCCCUUCGAUUAUGGGACAGCUCAGGAAGAAAGCAUGGAAGACACCGGACCAAGGCAUGAAGAUAAGCCGCGAGAAAUCACCGACGCAAAUUCCAAAAUAUUGACAAAAAACAAGAAACGCAAGAAUCCUAACAUGAAGAAUGAUUUCCGCGUCAAAGACAACCAAAGUAUUUUUGCAACUUUGCUUGUGAUUGUUUUUCUGGGUGAAUUUAUAGCUGCACCAGCUCCAAUGCUGACCGAUAGCGGAACGCUUGGUAUCCUGAGUGGAAGGGAACACCAAUACGGCCGACAAAGACUGUUCGGUUCGGUAGGCUGGGGAAUCGGUUCUUUGCUGUCAGGAGCCGUUGUGACAGCUUUCAAUUCAUGUCCGUAUGAAGACAGCAUCAACUAUGUGGCGUGCUUUUACGUAUUUGCCGGAGCCAUGAUUCUCGACUUCUUCGUCGGCCUGUUCUUCAAUUUCGUACCAGCGCCGUCCAAACAGGAUGUCUCUAACAUGGAAAAUGAGUUUUUAAGGGGACUGAAAAUAUUUUACAACCUAAAGAAUGGAGCCUUCAUCUGCACACUGUUGUUUCUUGGGUUCUCCCACAGCCUGCAGCUUUCUUUCUUGUUUUGGUUUCUUCAAGACAUUGGUGGAACACCAAUCCUUUUUACCCUCAUUGUCGCUGUAAAUUGCCUGUCAGAGGUGGUGAUGUUCUUCCUAGCCACCUACUUUGUGCAGAAGAUCGGCCACGACGCUGUUCUUUACACAGGGCUUGCCUGCUAUGGGUUACGAUUUUUGCUCUACUCGUACCUCAAUGAACCAUGGUGGGUUUUGCCGCUAGAAGCUUUGCAAGGCUUCACAUACGGAGGAGUUUGGACAGCAAGUGUUGCCUACGUUGGACCGCAACCAGGUGAGGAAAACGGUUUAUGUUCAGAAAUUUGUGGCAAGAGACCGUGAGCCGUUUCUGUUUAUUUUAGAUCAAAAAUCAUGGUAGUCAAAAUUUCAAUUCUCUAAACUUCAGCAAAUAUCACAUCUAGUUGACAUGCAUUUCAAUGUCACAUUUCAUCUUUUGAUUAAUUACCUGUGCUCCAGAAAUAGAGAAAGCGAAAUUUUUAAUACCGGACCGCACCGCUUCAAUAUUUGUUGUUUUGAAAGGAAAUAAGAUCAAACAAAACUAGUUAUUCUCCCAGUCAGAUUACAGUAUUUGUUUUCGUUUGCGUUAUUAGAUACCGGACCUCAUGCAAGGAAGUCGUAAACGACAAUAUGGAAAAGUUUCAGUGGGCUAUGAUUUAAAAACACCAUUCAUUUAGUCACUUAGAGUAGAUCAAAAAAAUCUCCCCUGAUAGUAGAUUUGCAUUUCAGUAGAAAAAAACUAUCAAACAAAAGCAAAAGAUAUUUCAGGUUGAAGGCAAAAUGAUUUUUUUUAGUGCAUAUAGAGUCCUGGAAAAUGUUUCUUAUUCGUAUCGAAGUUAUAAUUGGAGUUAAAGCUAAGGACACUUUUUUUAUGUCACCACCUCUCUACAUAAAUGAGAUUCUCAAUUUUUGUAACACCCGCUCAUCAAACUUAGAGGAAAAUUCACUUUUUAAGCUAAUUAAUUUGUCUAAGAACCAAAAACCAUUAACUGUAUCGGUAAACCAACACCUCAUGCCAUAAUGAAGCUUUGGCUCGAAUGAAUAAACUAAGUCGCCGUUAUUAAAAACACUGUUAUUCAAAUUAGUUUACUCUCAAACGCAGAGUCUCGUUUAAAUAGGUGUUUUUGUAAAGAUUUUUUAAUCCAGGGUCAACUCAACUACGCUUCCUUUUCAUUUAGUUCGAAUUAUUUGACGGAAUUUCAGUGGGCGCGUUGCUAAGAUACCAUUUGAAAGACUUUAUUCCUUAAUUUCAAACUGAACUGAGGUGGUGAAUUAUUGAUACUUUCUUCAUAAGCUUAAUCCUGUUUUUCUUUUUAAACCAUUCAUCAACCUUCUUGUCUUUUCCGGAGCAUCUGGUUUUUUCACCCAGGUUCUCUUUCAAAGGAAGUUAAUUGAUCUCCUUUCCAUCUGAUUUACUUGGCCCACCUUCCCCCACAUAAAACCAAUUAUGAAAGAAAUAAUUUUUUCGGCCGUAUGCUUUAUAAUUAAGCUGUCUUGGCCGCUUGUUAAUAAGUAAUGGUGAUGAAAAUUUCCUUUUAUUUGACCAUUGCAAAUCUUCAUAAUCAGUCGAGAAAAAAUUUUUUUUUGCUGAUUUUUUUUUUCAAUUAUUAUUAUGAUCAUUCUCUCAAUUUAAAUAAGACAACGUCAGAAAGCUGAAAAAACAAAUUCACAGUUGUAACGAAUUUCUGAAACGAAUACAUAGAAUGAGGUGAAAAAGCUAUUUUUAAACAUUUCAACAAUUAGCCGCAGUUGGUGUUUCCUUAAAGUUUCAGUACAUUUAUCUGUCAUAUCAAUGAUAUCAAACGAGAGUCUAUGGACCCUACAGUAAGUAUGUGAGGAGACCUGGGUUGGUCUAUAAUCGAGCUGACUAGAUUUGCGUGAUCGUUGGCAACGCAGGCUUUCCCAUACAAAAAAAAAAACCCUUAUCAAAACAAUACUUUGAAAAGAUUUUUAAGUAAGGCGGCUCAUUUAUCUGAAUAUUGAAAAAAACUAAUUGAAAUUGGAUUCAUCAAACCAUUUUACCUCAGGUUUCUAUUAAAUCUGUCAAAUUUUAAACACAAAUGUCAUCCUAAGUAUAGUCAGUGCGUGAAAGAAGCUUGCGAUACAACUUCCCGUCAUUACGUUCAGCUUCUUUUCCUUGCUAGAAUUAUUUUAAUUCCAUUUCGGAUCUGAACUCCGGCAUCUCCAUCGCGUGCAAAGUGUGACCAUGUGGUUUUUUAUCUCUCAUCGGUUUUUAUGGCCAUGAUCACGAAACAUCAAGUUAAACAUAGUGCAGAAAAAUGAAAUAAACACUUCCCAAAAAAAUCCAACUUAAGAGGCAAAUAUGUGAAAAAAAUGUCAUCAUUUAUUUCACACUUUGCUAGAGAACCAAGUAUUUUACAGAUAAACGAGUAAAGUUGAUCUUCAUUCAGUAAGUUGUUUUGUCUGUUAAUUAUAUGGUAACAAAACAUUGAUUCCGAUUACAUUUUUCAUGAUAUCAAGGCUUUCAAGCCUCAGAUGAUUGAAAUCAACCUUGACCUUGAAUAUUUAAUACUUCGCAAAAAUCUCAUCUGGAACGACAAGACUAAACUAAAAUAAAGUUAUUUUUCGAUUCGCUCUAAUGAAACUUUUCAAUAUAUAUUUGUUUCCAGGCUCCGGAGCCACGAUCCAAGGCAUAAUCCACGGGGUGUAUUGGGGUCUAGGUAUGGCUGUAGGCGGAGUCAUUGGUGGGUUGAUGGUUCAUUCGAUUGGCGCACGUUUAACAUUUCGGCUCGAAGCGGCCUUGUCCUUUGCAAUUCUUGUUCUGUUCUUCGCGAUCAACAAUUUCCAUCAGAAAAAUUCUCAAUAUUCUCAGAUUCCUUCGGAGCCUGCUCAGGACCCGGGGGAUGACCAAGAGAGCGCUGCAGAUCAAGACACAACAGGGGAUGCUAAAUGAAGUAACUAAUAAACAAAAUUUUAUCAAUCUAUUUAUUAAUUUGACUUAUUUAUUCAUUGAGCUCAUUGACAUGAGAAUUUCUCAAAGGAAGGGAGAUAUUAUAUUUGGGUAAUUUAGUUGUAAAAUAUUUUCAGAGGAAAAUUUAUUUUAUUUUUCGAUUAUUACGAAUAUCGAUAUCCGGGGAAACGUUUUGAUUUUUUAAGCUAUCAUGGGACUGGGCAACGUAAGGUAAACACCAUUAAAUUAAAAAAGCACUUUAUUUAAAAGUUAAUAUGAUUCAGAUUUAUGUUCUUUAGUUAAUCUAUGCUUUGUCAUUAACAAAUCUAACUGUAAUUGUAACAUUCUUAAGACGGAAAGAGAAAGAAAUUAUGAAUUUCAGUUUUUCUAAUAAUUGCUGAAGGAACGAUUUUACAAUAGACAAUAGACGAUUUUAUGUUUACUAAAUUCAAAACUGUCUCCUCGAUUUCGUCAGAAGAAAAAAAUAUGAUAAUGAUAAAGACAUCUAACAAGUUUCUGUUGUUAUUUUAAAUGAAUUAUGCAAUGAACAGGUGAAUCACAUGACUCUAAUUUAGAAAUUAACUGUUUAUGCUUCGUUUUAAGAGCAAAACUCUACACCCAUUGUCUUGAAUUGGGAUUGGUACAUUAUCAAAGCGUCCAUGACCAACUUAUUAUAGUAAUAAGGUUAAGUGUAAGCCAUGUUUGCUUGUAAUUUAAUUUGGACAGUUCCCCGCUGGACAGGUGCACGUGCUUACAUACAAUUUUCUUCUGCUUAUGCGGUAGCAUGUUUCAGGCGCUAAUUGAACAAGGCGCGAUAUUAGCCCAAGGAGAAAAACGCAGGAGGGUUUGAGACGGGUUUCAGUAUUUCGGUUACGAGAGAAAACAUUUGAGUAUUUUGUUUUGUUUUGUUUUUUCUGCAUCGCACUUGCCUUGAAUGGAAACCAAAGGGAAAAAAGGGCCAAACGCAGGUUACAAACCUCCUCCCUUUUUUGGUUUUACGCAAUUAACGCCCGUAACAGACCAGUUUUUAAAGCAUUUGUUAGCGUUUUAAGGUCGAUAACGAAUUUAUUUUUAAAGUUAGUUUAUUAUUGAUGAGAUGAUAAGGGGGGGCUUACCAACCGCCGAAGAGAAUUCAAAAAGCGAAAAUUUCCUGUUCUAGCCCUUCUUAUCAUUCUUAGACUCAAC